Molecule: messenger RNA, 2667 nt
Organism: Liolophura sinensis
Lineage: Eukaryota; Metazoa; Mollusca; Polyplacophora; Chitonida; Chitonidae
Product: tRNA wybutosine-synthesizing protein 4-like
Exons: 15
Coding region: 86-2650 (854 amino acids)
Biological process (GO): tRNA methylation; wybutosine biosynthetic process
Molecular function (GO): protein binding; tRNA methyltransferase activity
Source: RefSeq, a predicted model, not a curated record
AACACAUGCACGUGGGCGAAGCUUGUUGUAAAACCCAGAUGUGGAUGGAAACACUUUCGUUGUAAUCAUUGGAUUUUCCUGAGCCAUGCCAACUUCAAAUGCAAAGACUCAAAAAUCAAGACAUGAUACAGCUGUGCAGGGUACAAAUGACAGCAGCAUUGUUAGUAAAUGCUCUAUGGCCAAGCAUGGCUAUUUCCGGGAUGACUUCCUUCAUAGAUUUGUGGCCAAAGAAGCUCGAAGAGCACCACUAAUUCACAGAGGUUACUUCAUUCGUGCCCGAGCCAUAGAUUACAUCCUGAGAGAGUUCUUGAAACAGUCAACUCACCAACGAAAGCAGAUUAUCUCCCUUGGAGCAGGGUUUGAUUCCAGCUUUUUCCGGCUUGCAUCUGAAGGUCUUCUGGAGGACACGGUAUACAUAGAGUUGGAUUUUCCAGAAGUGGUGAAGAGGAAAGGGGAGAUAAUUCUGCAGACAGACUUUUUAAACACAGACUGCUACAAGCUAAUUGGUGUAGACCUCAGUGAUCUUCACAGACUUGAGGAGCUGAUGAGGCUGUGUCAAAUCAAGGGAGAUAACCCAACUCUAUUACUCUCAGAAUGUGUAUUGACUUAUAUGAUGGCUAACAGCUCCACCAAAAUCAUCAAAUGGGCAAAUGAGACAUUUGGCUUUGCUACGUUUGUGUUAUAUGAACAGAUUAAUCCAGAUGAUGCUUUUGGACAAGUCAUGGUGAAUCACUUCACUAAGAUCGGCUCCCCUCUCCAGUGUAUACAUACCUAUCCCACACAACAGUCACAGCUGGAGCGCUUCAAUCAGGCUGGCUGGGAAAGAGGAGAAGCUUUAGACAUGAACCAGUUUUACCGUUGUUUGGUGACACAGGAGGAAAGAAGGAGAAUCUGUGACCUUGAGCCAUUCGAUGAGUACGAGGAAUGGCAUCUGAAGUGCGCUCAUUACAUGGUGCUGUGUGCUUACAACAACGACAACCGUACCAGGCUUCUAUGCGUUAUAAAUUCAAAGCCUGGAGCUAGUGGUGAUAUUGAUGGUCAGUUGUGUGAGCCAAGGUCAGAUGAUGUCAAGUUAUUGAAUAUCAGACCAGUACCACAACCGCAGAAGUAUUUUUCUAUUAAAUCAACAUGUUUACAUGGCGGACAUUCCAGUAAGUCAUGUGAUAGAGGUGACACAGAUAUUUGUCAGUCACCCAGAGAUGUACUAUCAGGUGGUGGGGAAAAUUUGGGGGGGAAAGGGGAUUUUAAAAGUGAACUUUGUUUGUUAGGUUCUGCAGAGAAAAAAGAUUCAGGUUUCUUGGAAACGGAAUCUACUUUGGAAAAAGUUAGAAGAGACAUCUCUGAUGCGUCUCACUUUGGUACAAAUCUGUGUGAAGCCGAUUCAUGCGAGACAAAUCUGGGCAAGACAAAUACUGGUGAGAUUAUUUCCUGUGAGACAGACCAUAAAGGAUCAGACACCUGUGAGAAAAUUCAGUGUGAGACAAUUUCUAGACCAACAGUGUGCAAACCUCAACCUAAGCUUGUCUCAUUUUCUGAUGAACAGACCAUUAAUCCAAGCAGCUGCCUGCUUCAGCGAUUCGGUCACUCCAGUGUUUUAAUUGGACACCAUAUUGUGACAAUUGGGGGGUUUGGUAACCAUGCCAACAAACAUUGUCGUCUGCAGAAUGGAGUUGUGACUGAUAUUUUGACUGGGAAAAGUGUUGAUGUGGCAAUGCCAGGUGAUUUUAAAUUAGAUGUGCUUCACCAUACUCUGGUUGCCUUGGAAACGGAAGGGUCUAUUCUGCUCUUGGGUGGGCGUCACUCUCCAGUGAAAUGUAACACACAGAUCACUAAGCUUGAGUUGACGCUUGCGCAGGGUCACCGUUGUGCUGCGAGUGCCUAUGAUGUACACAAACCACGUGAUACGACAGCGGAUUCAAGAGAAGGUUCCGAGAAUGUGAAUCUAAAGGAAGUUCCGGAUCAUUUGGAUGAUAGGCUUAUGAGUUCCCAGAGUAUAGAGCCAGGCUUGAUUGUCAGUUACCAAGGAAACAUGGAAAAUGGCCGCUGGCGUCACACUGCAGUUACGCACAGAUCUAAAGUGUAUGUAUAUGGAGGAAGGAAUGAGACAAGUCCAGUCCUGGGGGAGUGUCUGGUGUAUGACUUAAGCUCACACACAUGGUCACAGAUUUCAGCCUUAGGACAGUGUCCAGGCUCACGCCAUUCUCACACUGCAGCCUUGUGGAAUGGUCAGAUGGUGAUUGCAGGAGGAGUGGAUCAGGAGUUAUUGCCCUUGAAUUCCAUCCACCUGCUGAAUGUAGAGGAGCAGCACUGGGUAGAGCUGAAGCUCACAGGACAUCUGAAGCCAAGAUACUCUCACACUUGUCAUGUUGUUGAGGAUUUUCUCAUCUUGGUGGGCGGAGUUAAUCUUGACCACUCCCCUCCUGGACUGGCAGUUGUCAAUCUGCUGACUGGACACUGUGAGGAGUUUGAUUUGCCCCAGAAGAAUGGCAGGGAUGUGGUGAUGUACCACAAGCACAGCAGUAUAAUGGUGGACAGCUCACGGCUGAUGGUGAUAGGGGGUGGCGGCAACUGUUUCUCAUUCGGCACACACAUCAACACUACCCCAGUGGUUCUAGACGUUGGACCAUGUCUGCGGUACAGUCAGGGCUAGGCACGGAGUUGCCACAA